Elephantulus edwardii (Cape elephant shrew) is the source of this 801-nucleotide messenger RNA. RefSeq names its product elongator acetyltransferase complex subunit 6 (gene ELP6). Gene Ontology annotation, cellular component: elongator holoenzyme complex. Lineage: Eukaryota; Metazoa; Chordata; Mammalia; Macroscelidea; Macroscelididae. The record is from RefSeq and is a predicted model, not a curated record. Gene Ontology annotation, biological process: tRNA wobble uridine modification. The transcript has 7 exons. The coding region runs from base 1 to 801 and encodes 266 amino acids.
AUGUUCCCAGAACUCAAUAACCUUUUGAACACCGCCCCUGACAGAGCGGAGCAGGGGAAGCUGACUCUUCUCUGUGAUGCCAAGACAGAUGGGAGCUUCCUUGUGCACCACUUUCUUUCCUUCUACCUCAAAGCUAAUUGUAAAGUCUGCUUUGUGGCCCUCAUCCAGUCCUUCAGUCACUAUAAUAUCGUGGGACAGAAGCUGGGCGUCAGCCUGACGGCUGCCCGGGAGCGUGGGCAGCUUGUGUUCCUUGAGGGUCUCAAGUCCUCAGUGGAUGUCUUCUUCCGGACCCAGGAGAAGCCACACCCCUUGGAGUUUCUCAGGAAGGCCACUGCUGAGGAUCUUCGGCCGCUCUAUGAGUUUGUGAAGGAGGCCGUGAAGCCCGUGGACAGUGGGGAGGCUGCCUGGAGGUACCCGGUGCUGCUGCUGGAUGACCUCAGUGUGCUGCUCGGCCUGGGCGUGGGGCCGGUGGCCAUACUGGACUUUGUCCAAUACUGCAGGGCCACUGUGUGCUGCCAACUAAAGGGAAACAUGGUAGCCCUUGUGCAUGACAAUGGAGACACAGAGGAUGAGGACAGUGACGUCCUGCUGAAUGGACUGAGUCACCAGAGCCACCUGAUCCUGCGGGCUGAGGGCCUGGCCACUGGCUUCUGCCGGGAUGUGCAUGGGCAGCUCUCGAUCCUCUGGAGGAGACCGCCACAGCCCACAGCCCAGCGCGAGCAGAGCCUCACUUACCAGUACAAGAUCCAGGAUAAGAGUGUGUCCUUUUUUGCCCGAGGACUGUCUCCUGCUAUUCUCUGA